Messenger RNA from Sycon ciliatum, 2589 nucleotides. RefSeq lists its product as uncharacterized. The transcript is spliced from 6 exons. The coding region runs from base 607 to 2136 and encodes 509 amino acids. Lineage: Eukaryota; Metazoa; Porifera; Calcarea; Leucosolenida; Sycettidae. The record is from RefSeq and is a predicted model, not a curated record.
AGCAUUCUUUGUCGCGACUGUCGGAAAAGAAAAUCACCUUCUGGCGGCCCAGCUUGGGAGCAGCUGUCCGAGCGAGGCGUCGUCCGCAUCCAGCAUGGUCUGGCUCUGGGAAGACCAUGGCACAUUCGUACCCAAAGUCGGGUAUCUGCAUAACUGGUGGCAACAACGGCCAAGACUAGCUGUACGUCGAAGGGUAUCGACGUUUAUACCGGUAAGAAGCUAUCGGUUUGUGGUAGAUCUAAAGACUGUAGAAAAUAGCCCAUACACACUGAGGCUGAUCCGGAGUUCCCACCGAAAGGUGAAAGCCAUAGCGCAAAUGACAUGGACUGCGUGUCGUGUUGCAUCAUGUGUGACAGUGUUGUGCAACAGAAAACCGUUUGGUAGGGCAGUGGUCUAGCGAAGGCUUCCCGUGUCAGCGCAAGUACUCUCGCCAUGAGAUAGCACUUAGCAGUAAGACUUUGUAACAUAGGCCCGGUGGAGGUGCUCCAUCAUUCUACUCCCCUGGCAUCAAACACCGUUUGCCUGGAGCGCUGUGCCGCAGAAAGUCAAGACCAAAAGUGUGAAGACAGGUGUGCGCAGCGAACAAGACAAAGACUGUGAUAAAGAAUGGUGCAGAUACAUUGCAGUGUCACUUUCGUCCUCGUCCUGGCGGCUGUGUCCAUUUGCCUGCAGGCGCAUGCAAACAGUGCUGAAUGGAAGUCUUGUGGUCGGCUUGGGAUAGAAUAUAUGUUUGUCAACCAGACUAUAAACUUUAGUGAAGCCGUGAAGUAUUGCAAGAGCUUUCGGAAUGGCAGCAAGUUAGCAAUUCCACGUAACGGUGCUGAGAAUCAGUGUAUCAACCAGACUAAGCCAAGUAAGACAACAAACUGGAUUGGCAUUCGAUCACAUGAUGUCUACCCAUCGUUCAAGUGGAUAUCAGUUGAUGAUAACCAGACAAUAAUGUACACAAAUUGGAGCAAAGGUCAGCCAAGCCCACCAGAUCAACUCACACAACUGUGCGUAGCAAUGUGGUAUCAACCUUUUUACAAUACCCGUGGCUCUAAAUGGGAUAAUGUUCAUUGCUCGGCCAAACUCUCUAUUGUGUGUCAACGACCAGUCAUCAACGACCUACCACCGUCGACAUCCGUUUUACAAACUACUGUGACAACAUCAGUGCAAACUACAAGUGCACCAACAACCCAGCCCAGCUAUCUGCCGGAUUCAAACCUCACAGGAUCCAGCACAGGAUCCAGCCUCACAGGAUCCAGCCUGAGUGAAACACCCAGCAACAGUGUGCACAGUGAUGUGGGAGGUCCAAAUGUGUCCCAAAAGCCACCACAAAAUACCGGCUCGAGCACAUCCAGUUCAGGCGACUUCACUUUCAUAGCAAUAGGAGCAGCAAUGACGGUGCUUGCUCUGGUGGUCAUCAUUGUUGUUCUUGCUCUGGAGUGUAGACGAAGGAAACGAAAGGACACGGGUGCCAACGGCAAUGGGAGCGCACCACAACGGCCAUGCCUAUAUGUGAACACUGCCUGCCUGCCUGUCAGUCAGGAUAGCUGUGAUCACGUGUCAGCCGAGCCUGUCAGUCAGGAUAGCUGUGAUCACGUGUCAGGCAGUAUUUCCGGUGUAAACAAACCAGGCCAGCAGCUAUCAGCAACUGGACAGACAUGUGCAGGACCGUACCCGGAUCAAGUAGCGUUUGCUGAACUGAGCGAUGCGAUUUCCCAUGACUCACAGCCAUGCCACUCCGGAGUGAAUUUGCAAGAAGCCCGUCAUGGUGACGGCAGGAGAGAGGACGUGAGUGUGGAUGCGAGGCAAACUCCUGAAAAUGAUGCCAACUGCUCCAUUGGCUGCUCUACCGGCGGAGCUGAAGCAAGAGCGGAGGGUGACGUAACCCUUCCUGAUGGAAUGACAGCAAUAGAAGCUCAUGGGUUUCUCUUCUUGUCUCCCAAGCACAGCAACGUCACCGGUGAGGGACCUAAUGCGACUGCAAGUAUGUUCAGCUCGGUGUAUCCGACAGCUCAACAAAGCAAGCGCAGCAAACUUGGACUAACUACUCGCGGUUCAGAAACACUGCCUGCGACUCCGACAGUCUACACCAACAUGAACGUCGCGAGUGAUUUCGCCAGCUCUAGCUUGUGCUCUUCAGUUGCUUGACUAGACACGUGCCUGUCAGCCAGCAACCCAGGCUGCCGUUUCUGCUGUAAUGUCCCCAGUCUACAGCCUGGACUGUCAGCAUGCCUGUGUUUUCUACAAUCACGGACUCUUCUCAAUUUAAUUGUGCUGUGUGUUGCUCUUAUGUAUCGUAUCUUUCCGGAAAAAUUUAACUUGAAUAAUGAGAAUUAUCAGCCAAAGGCUAUGCAUACACUCAUGAGCAGUGUAACGGUGCGUUUACUCUAAGAACGUUUUGUUUUGAUGAUGUUCACUGUAUUGUUGGAGUGCAUGAAUGUAUUAUAGUGACAGACAAAGAUAAUCAAGGUAUUUCACUUUUAAAACUAGUCCAAGUGAAAGGUUUCCUACUUGUGAGAACUCUCCAACUCCACUGCAGUUUUUUUCUUUCCACUUGAAAAUACAUCCAUUCCCGAACAGGCUCCUCGCUGCAAAAAAUGA